Molecule: messenger RNA, 2106 nt
Organism: Hypoxylon trugodes
Lineage: Eukaryota; Fungi; Ascomycota; Sordariomycetes; Xylariales; Hypoxylaceae
Product: casein kinase II regulatory subunit-domain-containing protein
Exons: 2
Coding region: 486-1481 (331 amino acids)
Cellular component (GO): cytoplasm; protein kinase CK2 complex
Molecular function (GO): protein kinase regulator activity
Source: RefSeq, a predicted model, not a curated record
AGUAGAAGGAGCUACGGAACAGGUAUAGAAAGAAACGCACGGGCGCACAAAAUCGAUUAUUCCCUGGACUGGGCUAGACUGGGCUGAAUCCUAAUUUUGGUAGCCUCCUCCCUCCUCUCUUCGAUCCCCGCCAAAACUUAUCAAAAACACAUGCAUCACCAAAAACUAUUCCCACUAUAUUUGAUUCACCAUUGUAGGAUAAUAUCCAUCUGCCGAGACCUUAUUCUGCAGUAAAUAACUAAAAUCCUAUUACUAUUUUUUAUUUCGGCCUAACCUUUUCGACCUCGCCUUGACCUUGUUAUCCUCCUCCCUCGCGUCAUGCAGUUGCCAUAGCUCUCUUGUCUCCCCAAACUACGAGCAGCACACGGUCUCGCGGGGGUUUGUCAACGUCACGCUUCGCGAUUCUUACCAGUAACCUCACCUAAACAGUUCGAAUUUAUUAGAAUUAAGAAACCCUCUCGGCGGGCGCACAUACCUUUCACAUCAUGUCUUCCUCGUCCGGCACUCCGGAGUCCUGGAUCUCCUCCUUCUGCUCUCUCCUAGGUCAUGAGUACUUCGCCGAGGUGUCUGAAGAGUUCAUCGAGGAUGAUUUCAACUUAACUGGCCUACAAACCCAAGUCGCAAUGUACAAGGAGGCAUUGGAGAUGAUACUUGAUGUUGAACCUGAAGACGAAGAUGAAGAGGACGAGGAAGAGGAGGAUGAAGAAGACGAAUCAAUCGAAGGCGUCGACCGUGUGCGACAUGGUGAACGACGUAACCACAGCCGAAUAGCCAGCGACCUUUCCGUUAUAGAAUCAUCAGCCGAAAUGCUCUACGGUCUCAUUCACCAACGUUUCAUCUGCUCCCGAGCCGGCAUCCAACAAAUGUCGGAAAAGUAUGAGCUAGGUCACUUUGGUGUUUGCCCUCGAAGCCAUUGCGAGCAAUCGAGAACUCUCCCUGUGGGCCUCUCCGACAUACCAGGCGAAGAGACGGUGAAGCUCUUCUGCCCCUCCUGCCUCGACGUUUACGUACCCCCUAAUAGCCGAUUCCAAACCGUCGAUGGCGCAUUUUUUGGUCGGACAUUCGGAGCACUUUUCCUCCUAACAUUCCCCGAAUACGACCUCACUAAGAGGGGUUCCGACGUACUAGCGAAUGCGCGCGUGAGUGACGAUGAUAAGGAGAUGCUCAAUGGCAUGUACACGUGCAACAUUGCACCUGGAUUGGGCAAGAACAAAAUUUACGAGCCGCGUAUUUACGGCUUCCGUGUCUCUGAGGUGGCACGAUCAGGUCCGCGGAUGCAGUGGUUACGAGAUAAACCGGAGGAUGUCACAGACUUAGAUGAAGCACGUAUCUACGCGGAAAAUAACCCGGAUAGCGACGAUGACGAUGAUAGCAUGAAUCUAAAUGGGCGGCCUGUACGGAGAUUGCGACCACGAAGGCGACAUGGCCAAGGAGGAAGCCCUAUGGCGGUGGAGGCGAAUGGCGCGGAAUCGGAGCUUUAGGGGAGUCAAAAGUCAAGCAGCAGUGACUCCAACAGUGGAGGCGCCCGCGUUGGCUCUUUGGGAUGCUCUAUUUCCCAACCAGAAUAGGGGAUAAAUCAGCCGCAGUACUUCCCGGAUGUUUCGUUAAGUCGAGAAAGUUGCCGCCUUCGGAAUUUCUGUACUCUACUCUUUACGGGCUCGUCUUACGUUUGAUGGGACGAAACGUUAGACGACUUAGAAUAAUAAGUUCGCGAUACCACACAGGAAAAAGGAAUGAAUGAACCCUUAUACUUCUUUUUUUACCUUUGCAUGGCCGGCGUUGGUAAACACAUUUUUUGAUGUUCCUUUCCAGGCCGGCUUUUCUUCUUUACAGCCUGGUUAGCAUUUGGGGGAAAAGAGGACAAUAAGGCCGGACGGAAGCAUACGAAGGCGGUUUCUUGUGGAUAUGAUGUAACUUGAGCCAACUGACCUUUUUUCUUUUUCAAUUCGCACCUGGCAUACAAUGGCAGUCAAGAGCUCUUAAUAGAUUGUUGCCAACCGUUAAAUACUCUUUGCGCGCUCGUCGCGGUAGGACCGUGAGGCUAUUGCUCAUUCAAGUCCCAUUGCGGUCGCCGAGUAUUAUUAAAAAAAAAAAAAAAAAAAAAAA